Messenger RNA from Colletotrichum higginsianum IMI 349063, 2244 nucleotides. Its product is annotated as C6 transcription factor. The transcript is spliced from 3 exons. NCBI's taxonomy places the organism in Eukaryota, Fungi, Ascomycota, Sordariomycetes, Glomerellales, Glomerellaceae. The coding region runs from base 1 to 2244 and encodes 747 amino acids. Gene Ontology annotation, molecular function: zinc ion binding; transcription cis-regulatory region binding; DNA-binding transcription factor activity, RNA polymerase II-specific. The record is from RefSeq and is a predicted model, not a curated record. Gene Ontology annotation, biological process: positive regulation of transcription by RNA polymerase II. Gene Ontology annotation, cellular component: nucleus.
AUGAAUUCUACUGCUCUUUCGAUCGCGUCGGACGAAGGAGAUGUUUCGUGGUCGGAUAAUCAUAGCUACUCGUCCGACGACAAUAUGCAAGACGACUUGCUCAUCCCGCACUCACCCGCUUCCCAAACGACGCCCGCUUGGAUGAACUCGGCCGCGAUCUCUCAUUCCGAUAAUUGUCAGCUGUCCCCCGUCAGCGCCGCCAUAGACAUCUCGACUAUGAACCCGUCUUGCGCCCCGACCAUGGUACACUCCGCGUCCUCAUCUUGCACCGAUUCCUGGAGCAACAGCCACGCUGAGGUCUUUGACGGGGACGACGCUGACAACGACCUUGUGUGGGAGCAGGACUCGGACGACAUCCUCACCGCACCCAAACUUGAACCCUUGGACGAUGAUUUCAACCUCGACGAUGUGACUGAGGCCCCCUCGGCGACAACGCAGGCCCCUUUCGUCGCGGCUGCGAACCAGCCGAAACAGAAACGCCCUCGCGGUCGACCUCGUAAACAUCCUGUGGCGCCUAUCAUCAACCCGAGCAAGGUCACCAAGGGUCGGUCCAAAACAGGCUGUAUUACCUGCCGAAGGCGAAAGAAGAAGUGCGACGAGGCCAAACCGAGAUGCAUGAAUUGCGAGAAGAACGCUGUUGUUUGCGAAGGAUAUCAUGAGAAGAAACUCUGGAGAAGCGGCAAAGAAAAGGCUACAACAGAUCAUCUCGGGGACGAGGAAUCACUCGUCUUUACCAUGCAGCCUCUCUUCAAUGGUGUCGACACGGUCGAAGACAAGAUCUUUUGGCGACAUUACGGAGUCCAUCUCAGUAACGUCCUCACCGUCGAAGGAGAGGCCAAGAAUGCAUUCAAGGACGUUAUACUCCCCUUGGCAAACCUUCAUCAGGGCGUGAUGCACUCUAUUCUCGCCAUGAGCAGUAAACACAUCGACUUUGAGACGCCGUACGGCGCUAAGCUCUUGGAGAAAAACCCAACGACCAACCGUGAAGCACUGCAGGCAAGGUCGGCAUAUCACGAGGAGCAGGCAAUGAAAACGUUGUACGCCGACAUGAAUCGCACCGGUGACGACAACGAUGACGGGACCGACCGACAGACGAUCCUUUCCGCGCGCUACGCGCAAAUCCUGUGCCUUGUCGUCACCACCUUGAUCGAGGGUGAACCGCACGGCGCCCAUCGGGUUCACCUUGGUGGUUACAAACGACUUAUUCAGGAGAGCCCCCCCGAGGAUCCCGUUUUCUUAGCCUUUAUCACGGAAUUUUUCCAAUAUCAUAUUUACGCAGACGAACUCCUGUGGCAUCCAACCCGCAACUGCCCACGCCUGGCUUCGGAAGGCUGGAGUUCUCUAGUCCCCCUUGACUCGCCACGUCUUCUAGGCGUUGCCGAUGGACUAUUCCAUCACCUGUGCCACAUAACCACAAUACGAAACACCAUCAGGGAAAACAUCUACAGAGGUGCCGAUACUGUGGUAACCUAUCACAUUCUUUACCAGGCGCAGGAAAUUCAGGAGGCCAUCGAGCAAUGGAUGCCCACUUGGCCGACGGGUGACAGCCGACACCGGGUCGGCUUGGUCUACAAACACAUGAUGUUCCUGCAUCUGUUCCGCACCAUUUACCCCCCCACGUCUCCCCAGAGACGGCACUCGGUGUUGUCCGUGGCGACCUCUGUCGCCACGUCGGUUUCUUCAUUUUCCUCCCGGCGCCACUCACAAAUAUCCCGGCCUUCGACCGCUACGAGUUGCGCCUCAUCCCCUAGCCUACGGCCUACGACGGCCGCCGGGUUCCCCUCGUCGAUGCAACCGAAGCGCGAGCCGAGCUCUCGGGGUCCGUCGAGGACAAGCUCGAUGCACGAAUCCGAUGCCGGCUCCUCCAGCUGCGCCAUCAUCGACGAACAGCGACCUGCCUCUCCGCCGCCAAUUCGACGUCCUCCUCAGCACGAUAACCGCAUCACCUCUGCGGUCGAUGAGUCUCUGGCCAUCAUGGAGGGUUUCAAGCCAUCAGACCCUGCGUUGACUCUUUUAUUGAUGCCAAGUCUUGUCAUUGGUACGACAUGUUUUGAGCCUGCUCAACAAGAGCGGAUCCGUGCCAUCGUCCGGUCGGUCCGCGGCUAUACCGGUCUUCGCAACUGCGACCGGGUCCUCGAGGUUCUCGAAGAAAUCUGGCACUUGAUGGAGUUUGGCGACUGGGUCUCCGUCUGGGACUGGCAAGGCGUGGCUAGAAGACUCGGGCUUGACUUUCUGUGCACCUGA